AUGCUUCACGUGAAGGGGAGGCCCCGGGGGGGAGUGCCCCCCCUGAGGAGGCACUACACAAACAACAGCCGCGGAAUCCCGAAGGAGUACGUGUACACCAAGUACCGAAUUAGCCUCCCCCUCAUCAGCAACGUGCAGUACGACGACAUGUAUCUCUCGCGCCCGAGCAGAGAUGACCUCUAUGCAUUCACCAAGAAGGUGCCGAUCUUCCUGCGUUACCUAAAAUUGAUCACAUCGAUGGAGAAUCGAAAUGAUGACUUCCUCCAGUUCGCCAAGAGGUGUGAAAGUGGUCUAACCACAGAAAAGGACGUCUACCUAACAAAGGAGGAGCUACUAGACGUGAUGUUCCUAAAUGGAUACUCCAAAAAAGAAAUCAACGCACUGGACUUAGCAUUUACUAACAAGUACAAAUUUCAUUACCCUGAAAUUGCUGCCCUUUUUAAACUGGAGGAAGAAGAGGUGUAUAAGUAUUGCCUCAAAAAAAGGAGUGAAAAUCCGGAGGAGUUAAUUCACCUGAAAUGUUUGAAGCCUCAAAAUUUGCUCUCAUCCUACGGCCUUAUAUUUGUCUUUCUCUAUUUUGGCCUAAACAACGUGGUGUUGAGUAACGCCUGGUUCCUUUCGAAGACCAUCCCCUUCUUCAGCGUCUUCUACAUGCUAGGCUCCCACUUUUACAGGGACAUUUGGAGCUUCCUAAAUAAGGGGAAAAAACUGAUGGCAGAACAGAAUGAGCAGAACCAACUAGCCGCAGAGGAAAUCCUAUACAAGCAACUUAAGUUGUAUUCUAAGGACACCGAGUGUAGUGCCAAUCUAGCGAAUUUCAAGACGUAUAGCGGGCAGCUCAUCAGCAUGUACAGGCGGGCCUACAUACAGGAGGAGAGGAAGAAGAUACACCACCAGCUGGAGAAAAAGCUCAACGAAAUGCACAACGCCGAGGUGAAGUAUAAACAGUCGCUACAGCAAAUAGUGGUCAACGAAAUGGUCAAUAUGAUGUACCAGAAAGUGCAGAGCGACCCCCAGUUUUACAGCUCCAUCCUCAACGACAGCAUCAAUAACAUUAGGGGCAUCACCCAAGAGGAUACCCUAAUCAAGCACGUGAAGAAGGAACUCUCCUUUGUGAAACAGCUAGACAAGCAGAACCCCCUUGUUAAAAACGUCCUCGCGCAGUAUGAGCUUAAGAAGGGCGGCUACGUAAACCAGUUCGUCGUGCACAAGGAGGAGGCCAACAAAGUCAGGGCCAUCAUUUCGAAGUGCGGACUCGAUUUGAAUAAACUCAACCAGGAGGAGCGCAACCAGCUGCUGCAACUGUACGUUGCCAUAAAUAACCGCUUCGGCUUCUACACCAAUGAGGAGGAACUCCCCCUCGUGGUGCCCCGGGAUGAGCACUCCGGGCGCGCCGCGGACAGCCUCAACCGGGCCGUCGCCGAGGCCAACCGCCAGGCCCGCGAGCGCCACCUGCAGGCCUUCAUGCGCGCCUUCCAGUAG
Molecule: messenger RNA, 1482 nt
Organism: Plasmodium vivax (malaria parasite P. vivax)
Lineage: Eukaryota; Apicomplexa; Aconoidasida; Haemosporida; Plasmodiidae
Exons: 1
Coding region: 1-1482 (493 amino acids)
Source: RefSeq, a predicted model, not a curated record